AAGACGUGUCGAAUUCUAACGAGUUCCACUAAUAGUUCUACCAGAUAAUUGUGAUUUUAACAUUGAAUUUGGAGUUAUUAAGAGUGUUAACAGCUUAAGAAGGCGGUAAAGUAGUUGUACAUGCUGAAAUUUGUUGGGGAAAGUGACCAGGAGAGGCUUGAAACGAGCCGAGUGUUAUGCCUCAAGUGUCGUAAAUCAGCGAUCUAAGCCAAUGCAAGCCAGUAGCCGUCAUUGCACGCGUCAUACACUAUGACUGGAUCGAUACAACAUCGAAACGACCUCAGAAUAUGAUAAAGCUGAGAAUAAUGCGGUGAUGGCGGAUGGCGCGGGCGCGGAAGCGAGCGCGGGCGAGAGUGCAGCGCGCGGUGCAGCGCUCGAGCGUGCCUACGUGCACGACGUGUACGACCAGGCGGGCGAAGAUGAGCCCAGCGAACGCGCGCCCGCCGUCACUACAUUCCUCAAGGAACUGGAACCGGGUGCCCUCGUUUGCGAUGUCGGUUGUGGAAAUGGAAAAUACCUGAGUGUGAACCCCUCUGUCUUCGCAGUGGGUGGAGACAGAUGUACCAGACUAUCGACGCAAGCGCACCAACCUAACAAUGAGGUUGUUGUAUGCGACAACCUCAGUCUACCGUUCCGUGAUGAGUCAUUCGAUGCGGUGCUCUCUAUUGCCGUGGUCCACCAUUUUGCAACAGUGGAAAGGAGAGCCAUGGCACUACGAGAGCUUGCCAGAAUCACCAGGAUCGGUGGUCGACUGCUUCUAACUGUGUGGGCUAUGGAGCAUGAGGGAAGGAACUUCCAUUCACAGGAUGUUCUGAUACCUUGGCAUAGACCUGUUACGUUAUGUCCUCCACCACCAGCACCACGGUUCCUUUCCGUAGAACAUGAUCAAAGUACAGAGCCGUGGAAAAGUCACGAUGGCUCGCCUGGAUCAUCAUCUUUGUCAUCUCCAAAUGAAACUUGUUAUUCAUUUGUAAGAAGAGCGUUACAAAGGAUAGCAGGUCGACGAUCCUUUCUUCCAUCUUGGAAUCUUGGAUCGAGGGUAAACCUAAGAGCUUGUCCUCGUGGUCAACUGGAACCACCGGCAGCUGAUCUACCUAUUGAAUUACGAAGAUUAGAUGAAGUUCUACCUCCAAGAUUGAUAGCACAACGUUCAGAGACAUCUACACUAAAGUCUAGAAGUCUCACCGAUAUCGCAGAUGUAGAACGACAUGCCAUGGUUAGAUCAAGGUCGAGUCUCCCAAGUCUCGGUGGAGAAGGGCACGAACUACCAACAAUACAACUACCUCCGACUGACGUACCAGAACAACGAAAAAAGCCGAAGUUAGUCAAACAAAAAAAAUCAAUUAAUGAAGAUGACGCAGAAGAAGAUUUAGAUAAACCAACGGACAUGAAAAGCCUUGUCGAAGAGAUGCCUAAUUUCAAAGUUCAUACGUAUAAAGCGCAAUCGAGAAAACCAGGCGUUUUCAAGCAAACAUCCCUAAACGAAGAACUUAUGUCAGUGGAAAGGUUACGGGAGAAAGAACGCUUAAGAAAAAAUAUACAGAAGCAAGCUUCACUGAAUGAAGAAUAUUUAUUUCGAAGGCCUGGAACAUUUAACUCUAUUCGUGAUUCAAUAUUUUCGACAUCAGCCACUACUGCAAAGAAGUUUCAAUCACUUAAAAAUGGUCUUACAAGUAAAUUUAAAACUUCUACAACGAAUAUAGAUAAAGUAACUGUUUUUGUCAGAAUGUUGCAAGGUUGGAAAAAUCAUGGCCCUGCUCCUGAGGUCCCUACAACACCAAGCGAUACCAAUUCAAAUAGUGAGAAAACUUGCCCUGAAAGGAGACAUUCCAGAGAAGAUGGUUCAGAUUCAUCAAAAGACAGCAGCUUACAAAGUGAUACAAGUGUCGAUUCCGAAGACAGUUUUGCUUCAGUUAUUUAUGUACCAAAGGCUGAUGGUAGCAGCGAUCCUUUAUCACCAACCCCUUUAUCUCCAGGUCCAACAUCACCAAGAUUAAAAGUAUCUUCAGUACCUACUUCGCCUAGGAUGAAGAAUUCCCCUGGCUUACCUUCACCGAGAAUUAAACAGUCAUUUCCUUUAAUAAGACCACCAUCUUCACCUAAUGCUGUACAAGCAGCUGCUAAUUUUAAUAAAAUACUGGUGGCUCAAUACAGCCUAAAAAAUUAUUCUACCACCAAUAAUGCCCCUGUUAUUUGUAUAAAGCCCCAAUCAAAGAGCCAACCCAAUUCUCCACCAAAACCUGAGGACGAAACCAAAAUUAUAAGUACUGCAAUUGAAACUUUGCCCUUACUUAAUAAAACUAUACCAAUUUCAGUCCCAGAAAUAUAUGAAGAAAUUGAUCCAAUACCUCCUAUCAAAGAAGAAGAAGAAUGUAUUGAAACUCCUUCUGAAGUGACCAAGGAACUUAUAGCAGAAAUAAAUAAAGACAUUGAAGAGAUCCAAAAGCUGACAUUAGAAACAAAUGAUCUCAAGCCUCGCAUACUUCAAGAUACAAAGCCAUAUCCCAAAAUAACUCUUCAAACUGUUGCUGAAUUACCAGAGAUACCGCAGUACAAACCUAAAGAUAAAUCACCUAUAUCUGAUGUAUUAGACUCAAGACACGCAGAUAAAAAGCGAAAAGAGAGAAUAAGGCAAAUAAAAGAAAUGUUAAAUAAAGGGAUUCCUUCAAUAAGUAUAAGUCGACGGCCACCGUUUCCAAUUGUACGAACGACAGGAAAAUCGGAACCAAUUGCCAAGAGUCAUCCAAAACUUAUGUCCUUAGAACUAUUUAAUCCUGCCGUUGAUGACAUGGACAGCGAUUCCAGUGGAGUGUCUUCUCCAGAUUCAGUUGAUAGCGUAAUCAGUGUAAUACCCGAAGAAUUGCGCAAAAUGGCGAUGGAAAAAGAUUUGUCUACUUCCGAAUUAGAAGUAAAGAAAGGUGAGCCAGCUUCCGAUAAAAUUACGGCCAACAUAAGUAGUUCACCAAAUCUUUUAGAUGCUGUAGCUGAAGUGGCACAAUCAUUGGAUGAAACAUGUGGAACGGUUAUUCAAUCAAGUCCUAGAACUAAACGGAAAAAUUUUGAAAAAGUAGAGAGUUCUGAUACAAUGGCCAUAGUUCAAGGAGCUUCAAGUAGUAGCAGCAGUAGUAAUUGGAGUUUAAAUAAACUUUCGCCAGGAGAUUUGAGGCUAUUAGAAGAUAAAUCUCGAUCACAGUCACAUACAAGUUCAAGUGGAAGUUCUUCUAGCUUAGAACGACUUUCGCCAGGUAGACGGUCAAAAGACCGAUCCCCAAAGCUAGGAAGUACAAGUAAUUCAACGUGGAGCUUAAACAGGCUAUCGCCAAACAGACCAGAAGGCCGUUCACUUGACGAGAAUUACACAAAGAAUCAUCGCAGUCCAACACGUUUACCUUACGAUUCAAUAUCAAUAUCCAGCACAGACUCAGAGAAGUCAAUUUCCAAAUCCGAUAGUUUCAACAGAAUUCAAGCUAACGAACCUUUAGUCACUUGUAAAUCUGACAUGAUAGCUAAGGAUGAAGAUUGGGUAGAUCAAGACCGGAGUCAACACUUAACUGAAUUUGCUGAAAAACUAAGUGAAAAACUUUUACAGGAAAUUGAUCAAUAUUCAAAACGCAUUAGCGAAGAAGACUUUGAUCUUCCGAGCAGUAGCAGUAGCGAAAAAAGUAUAUCCUUAAGACUGAAACGGGAAGAGGAAGACAGAAACACUCAAAAGAUAUUAGAUGAGCUGUCGGAUAGUCUACAGCAUCUUGAAGAUCCUUGCCUAACCAAGAGUGAAAAAGGGAAUGAAAGCCAUAGUAUAGGAAAAAUAUGUGAAAAAACUAAAUAUGUUACUUGUUUACAAGACACACAAGAAGUUGAUAUUAAUAAAUUAUUUCCUAAAUGUUCAACAAAAACUAAAAGCAAGAAGAGAUCCAAAGACGUAGACCCAAUCAUAAACAAAUACAGAGAACUCAAGAAAACUAUGAAAGUGACAAGUGAAGAGGAUAUAUUUUUAAAUAAUUGUGCCAAUAUUCAAUACAACGUAAAACCCAUAACAGACGAGAAACUCCCGGAUACGAUAGAAUUCAAAAAUCCUGACGAUGACAGUGCAAUCUCCUCCAGCAAUGGUAAUCCUGAGAUAACAAUUGACUCUGGGGCUUAUGAUACAAGUCAAUCACUGGAAACUGGAUAUUCACUGGAGUCAGAAAUCAGCGUGGACUCCCUCUGUACUAGUACUGAUAAAAGGUCUUCGUUGAAAGUGGGACAGUCAACAGACUCUAGCGACUUGGACAAAAUGGAAAUAAGUCCUGAAUCCAUAACUUCUCGUUCAAGCACAAGCACCGCGCCCUUAAAAUCUGGCUUCUCCAUCGAAUCAAGUGAUACUUCCGCUGGAUGUGACUGGAGUCGUAGAGACAAGACGGGAAGUACUGCUUCAUUGGGUUGUGCUAGUUUGGCUUCCCUGCCUUCCUGUAGUGAAUGCUCUAAGGAGAGAAAGUUUUUGGAAAUGCGGUCGUCAUCAGAAGACACCGCAACAAUGCCAGUGGUACCUCCACGUUUGCCGCAUGCCCCACUCUUGCCCUCACUGAGCGACGGCUCUGACAGCCUCCCGUCAGAAGGGGGAGCCGUAACCUAUCAUCGAUAUUAUCAUGUCUUUAAAAAAGGAGAGCUUGAUCAAUUAAUUGAAAAGUACGUAGAAAGUCUUCACGUAGUAUCUUCAUAUUAUGAUCAGGCGAGCUGGUGCGUUAUUGCUGAAAAAGUACAAGUGUGGACUAUUUAAGUGUAAUCGUUGUACAAAAUAUUAAUGGAUAUUAUAUCCAAUUGUGUAUAACUUAGUAAGUUCUCUCAAACUGUACAGUGAAGAAUAAAUCCAAGUGACCUUACGGACUCUAAUGAGCGUAUAAUUUUGGAUAAUCGGAGCUUUGAAGUGUACACUUACAAAUGCCAAAAGCGAGGCUUUUGAUUUAAAUAUAUAAUAGACAUUAAUCUAUAUAAAUAACUGUUAUUACUAAUGUAAUCGUAUUUACUCGCCCUCUUCAGAGGCUACCAAACUCUUAAGGGCCUUUAGGACUCGCAUAAAAUGAAAACUAAGAGCUUUAAAUAGUGAAAAAAAUAAUUAUAAUAUAUUAUAUACUUCAGAGGCUCAAAUAAUGUAAGCUGCUUAUAGCUUAUCUAUCGUUCUAUCGAUCAAGUUCACCUGCAGUGUAGUCGUUUAUAUCGUUCUUCAAGACGUUAUUGUUCGAUUGUGCUAAAUUAUUCUAUGACAAUAAAUCAAUUUAUUUAAAUAUAACAUAUCCAUACGAAUUACUAUCGAAACAUAGUUUUUUUUAGUUUUGAACAAUGGUAUAAAUAUUUGAAUCUAAAAAUCGUAUUUUCAGUAUUGUAAUCAGAGCUGGCCUCGCUGUUAAAUUUGUACUUAUUCUGCGUAAUGACUUACUUCCAAACCUAAUCAAUAUUAAAUUGUUACUUGUACGUUAAUUAAAAGUCAUAGUUAAGUCGUCAUGUAAACAUCAUUUGUUUCCACAACCGUUUUUGUUUUCACACUACAUAUGAUUGUCAAUAUACGAGAUAAAAGCUACGUUCGUCACAAGAUAUAUAUAACGAAGAAUAAAAAAGCACUCUAAUAACGAAAUAUUUUCGACUACUUUUGCAAAUACUUGAAAGUACAAAUACUCAUAAGUGUACUUGGGAUUGGAUUUGUGUAAACCGUUCAUUUUGAUAUACAUUUUUAUGUAGAUUCAUUUCAAGAGUAUUGAUAAGUACGAAUUGUAUAUUAUUUUUAAUAGAUUAUUUGUAUGCGAAUCUACUAGACAAAAUGUUCAUUGCUAUGCUCAUAAUAACACCGGGGCUGAAGGUCUAAAGAAGAGAUCCGAAGUUGUUUAAAAAUAACAAUAUUAAAGAAAAUUUUCAAUAUGCUUUUUCUAUUUUAAGUUGCAACAGUGAGAUACGCUGUCAAAACUUAGCACGAACAUCAACUUCCGGGAGCUCUGAAUACAUUUAGGCCCAGUAAUAGCCAAGAGUAAUGAAGAUCAGACGUAACUCUGAACAGUCUGUCUAGUAGAAAUGUUAUCUCAGCCAAACUGGCAUUGCUUAUGCGUUUAGUACAGCAUGUUAAUUAAUUUCAUUGUAAAUAUCGCUCUAAGGAAUGUAUUACAGUAAUUAUGUUAUCAGAAUCAGUGAGAUUAAACUUAAUUUAAUUAGACAAAUAAGGCUGUAUAUUUAAUAAUUACAUACUUGCAAAUACCAUUACAUCACAGGCAAUGAUGGACAUAUCGCGAUUUAGUUUGAUUAUUAGGAUAAAAAGGAAGCAAUGUGGCAUGAAUCUCACGUAAUCAUUGAAUGUACAGCUACUUAGAGAAAUACUUUUAGUAAAUAAGUAGUGAUAAGAAAGGAUGAAAGCACAAGAUAAUAAAGUCCAAAGAUUAUUUUAAAUUGUCACAGUUUUCUGAAUGCCACGACAUUUUUUAUACUGAUACGUUUGUCUUGUGAAUGGGUUUGGGAAGUCUAAGUCAUGUAGGUUACGUUUGAUUCUCGUAUAUAUUCACGAUAUUGGAAAUAUAAAAAUUCUUUAUACUAAUAUGGUAUUUUUUAUGUAAAGAAUGUUUGGGAUACAUUAAAGGAUCUGCCGUCUUAAGAAAAACUCCCGUGCUAAUAAGCCAGUUCCGACCCAUACACAUUGUCAAACAUCAUAUGUACUGAAGUUUAUCUACUGUAAUGUUAAAUUUUGCUAUAAGAAAAAUAAAAAUAGCUCUUUAUAUGAUAGUAAAGCCUUUAUUUGUUUUUUAUGACCGUCGAUUUAAAUAUGAAGCCGAUACACGAAAAUAUGCUGUAUUAUCAUGAAUAUUGGUAUAGAAGUAGAUGAGAAUACACUAACUGGCUCUUACUUUUACUAACGGAGAACAUAAAAAUAACUAGUAAAAUACGAGAAUCAAGUCGGAAGCCUGGUAUUAAAAACAUACCCAUCUUUUGUUAAUGGACACAGAUUGACAUACAUCUGCCGCUUGUGUAUUUUACAUUAUGUUGCGCUUGGGCAUUAGGUAUUAUUGUUUUAUUUUUAAAUUCAUAAGACUUAUAUUUUUUAUAAUAGCUUGAAUUGUACCUUGAUUACGUUUUUACUGUGUGACUUAAAGGAAGGUAUUAUUUUAAAUAUGCUAUCAGUCAAAUCAUUAAAAAUAAUUCAUAAUACGCAACUUUUCUGUCGUACGUUUGAACUUUGAUUCUAGGAUGACAUUCUUCCUUGAUAUACCGAAGUCAUAUGCUGCAUUAUGUUUAAACUAAGUUGUGUCUCUGAACACGACACUGACACUUAAAGACAUUUCAGGUAGUGGGAACAUAAAACGAAAUAGGAAACGAAGGUGCGUUUUUUGUGAUUGGUUAACAAUAUCUCAAUACGUGUUGUGAUUGGCAAGUUUGAUUAUUCACAAUGGAAAAGUUUCGUCUUUCGUCUCACGCUUUACUCGCACUUAGGCCAGCCUUUACCUUCCUUUAGGUAUUUAUAUUUAACGCAUAUCAAUGGCUAUCUCAUAUAAAUAUCACUAAUUAUUUUUGUAACAUUUCAUACAGGGUGAACUUUCAUAGCUAAUUGCACGUAGAUCAUAAUAAAAUAAUCCUUUUCUCCAUGUGACCAAACCGCUGUUCUUCUUAUCAACGUACGAUACUCUUUACCAUCUCGAAAACAUAAUCCAAAAAUUCAAUUUUUAAAGUGAUAAGGAUAAUAAAAUUAUAAGUAGCUGAUUGAGGCGUAUAUUUUACUAUACAUACAUUGAUUGGCGCUGGAAUGUUUCAAGCUACGCGUAUAUAAAUGAUAAUGAUUACUCAACCUAUUUUGUUUAAUUUGAAGCCUCGACAUGAAACUCAACUUUUUAUUAAAGGAUUAUAUUUAUAUAUAUUUUUGACAAUUAUUCUAAUAAUUGUCAUUAAUAUACUAGUUGGUUACAUACUUGUAAUAUGUUGGAUGAUAUAGCGUCUAAAUAUUUAACAUUUAAUUGUUGUUGUAAAAUGAGUUCGCUGUGUUUUUAUAUUUUAUGAUGUACGAUUAUAUUACAUUUGAUUGUACCAAUAAAGCUGACUUUAAUUAGUGCCAGCAACCAAUGUGGUUCAUAGUUUAAGCAUUCCAGCGUCGGCACUCUAUCACUUCCGUUGUAGUCAGAAUAACUAUUGGGAUUGAAAGAGUGCCGCAGUAAUUGACGGUACUUCAAUUAAGCAGAGUAUUUAAAUUCAAAGUCUUUACUAGACCAAUAUCAGCCUUACUUAAGAAUAGAUCUUAUUCCUAUUAGUAAUAACACGUUGAGACGGGGCAACAGUAUCAAUGUUAUUUUUUCUCUAAAUCCCGUAUAAAUACAGGUUUCGGAAUUCUGGUGUCAUCGAGGUUUUUUUUUAAUUGUUUUAAAAAAACUUUUUAUCAUCGUUUAAAAUUAUAUGAAAUAAGCGAUAUGUUACAUUGCAAUGAUACUUCGUAGAUUCUCUAUUGAAACUGGGACACCUAUUAUGCAUUAUACAGAAUAUGACGAAUGACCCUAGAAUGACGCUUCCUCGUUUAUGACCAAGCCUUACAGUCAGUCUAAGUUUUAUUUCUGAUUUUAAUGAAUUAAUGAUAAUGUGAUCUGGAUGGACUAGGACAAUUUGAAGUUCUCUUCUUGAUCAUUUCAUAUUGGCUUGUCUGUGAUAUGAAUAAUGUUAAUACUGGCACGAUUAUCUCAAAUAUUAUUUCAUCAAAUAUAGAUAAAAUACCGUAUAUUUAAGAAGAGCAUUAGGCAAUUUGUAAUAUAUUCAAUGAGUAUUGGCCCGAGUCUGCCACAACUACUUUCAAGAUAGUUCCUUUUGAUUUUAAAAGAGCGCACGUUGCGCAAAAUUUAGUUUUAAUUUUCAUAAAAUCCACAUGUAAUAUAAGACAAUGCUAGAAAAUGUUAUUAAUGUGUGCUUUUUUUGGUACCAUUAAUACCACAAAACAGAACCAAUAUUGGUUGGAAUGUCAAAGCUGAUGUUUCCAUUGGUCUUAUUAAUCUUAAAAUUACGCGCGGGUUUCAUAACAUCGUAAUAAUCGUCAGUGCUACGAGUCGUAGACAUUGCUACGAGCCGUAGGCAAUGCGACGAAACGUAGUUGUUGCUGAGUCGUAGACACAGCUACGUGCGUCAAAUGAUUUUAGAGCUGGGAGGUCUUUUAUAUUUCAGAACUAUCUCUUCUUAAGUAACGAAAUGCAUCAAUAGAUAGAUAAUUUAGUUAUAGCUCACAUCCUUUCAUAGAAUUACAUUAUUAUCGAAAAUAUUGUGAUAUUUUAAUUUAAAUCCAUGUAUAUGCACAGUUUGAAUUUUAAAUAAAAAUUUUCUCACAAUGUAAU
Messenger RNA from Pieris brassicae (large cabbage white), 9314 nucleotides. RefSeq lists its product as uncharacterized. Lineage: Eukaryota; Metazoa; Arthropoda; Insecta; Lepidoptera; Pieridae. Gene Ontology annotation, molecular function: tRNA binding; S-adenosylmethionine-dependent methyltransferase activity. The coding region runs from base 314 to 4756 and encodes 1480 amino acids. The transcript has 8 exons. Gene Ontology annotation, biological process: tRNA wobble uridine modification. Gene Ontology annotation, cellular component: nucleus; cytoplasm. The record is from RefSeq and is a predicted model, not a curated record.